AUGGCAGAUUCAAUAAUGCUGCAAUCUGCUGUACGGCUGCCAACGCCGCCACCUGGCAUGUCUUACGCGCCCGAAAUCCCGCUGUCGCGAAAAAGAUCGCCUUCUUCACGUUCGCCUUCACCAGACCGCCGACGACCUGCUCCUCCUGAUGCUUCGCGUGACCAUCCAGAUAUUGACAUCGACCGAGAGACUGAGCGGGACCGACAACUAGCCGAGAGGUUUCGCCAGUUCAAAAAAGCCGACGGCCCUUCAAAACCACUCACGGAGGAAGAGAAGCAAGCUGCUGCAAAGGCGGAGUACGAGAAGCUUCUAACAAUGCGCUCUGGAGGCACAUAUAUUCCCCCUGCGCGGCUUCGCGCUUUACAAGCUCAGAUCACGGACAAGUCGAGUAAAGAAUACCAGCGGAUGGCCUGGGAAGCCCUCAAAAAGUCCAUCAAUGGACUGAUCAACAAAAUCAACAUUUCCAACAUCAAACACAUUGUUCCAGAGCUUUUCGGGGAAAAUUUGAUUCGUGGAAGAGGCCUUUUUUGCCGUAGUAUCAUGAAAGCUCAAGCGGCUAGUUUACCAUUUACACCAAUAUAUGCUGCUAUGGCUGCGAUUGUCAACACUAAACUGCCACAGGUGGGGGAACUUCUACUGAGUCGGCUUAUUAUUCAGUUCCGUAAAGCAUUUAAGAGAAACGACAAAACAGUGUGUAUAUCGUCUUCAACAUUCAUUGCUCAUCUAUGCAACCAACAAGUUGCUCACGAAAUGGUUGCAGCCGAGAUCCUGUUUCUCUUACUCCACAAACCCACAGAUGAUAGUGUGGAGGUGGCUGUGGGCCUUACAAGAGAGAUUGGGCAACAUUUAGAAGAAAUGAACCAGACUAUCUCACUAGCUGUGUUCGACCAGUUCAGGGCUAUCUUGCACGAGGCGGACAUCGACAAGCGCGUGCAGUAUAUGAUCGAAGUGUUGUUUCAAGUACGAAAAGAUCGAUUUAAGGAUAAUCCUGCCAUUAAAGAGGAGCUUGAUCUUGUGGAAGAAGAGGACCAAAUUACGCAUCGCAUCGAACUUGACGACGAGCUCGACGUCCAAGACGGCCUCAACGUUUUUAAGUUUGAUGCAGAGUGGGAAGAACACGAGGAGGCAUACAAGAAACUGAAAGCUGAAAUUUUGGGUGAAGGAAGUGACGGCGAGGAUGAAGAUGACUCUGAUGUGACUUCAGAUGAGGACGAAGAAGAUGAGGAAGACCGCCAGAUGGAUAUUAAAGACCAAAGCAACACCGACUUAGUUAACCUGCGACGAACUAUCUACCUCACCAUCAUGUCCAGCAUUGACUUUGAGGAAUGUUGUCAUAAACUCAUGAAAAUCAAUCUGCCUGUUGGACAAGAGUCCGAACUUCCUUCUAUGAUCGUCGAAUGCUGCUCCCAAGAGCGGACGUAUUCGAAAUUCUACGGGCUUACUGGGGAACGUUUUGCAAAGCUCAAUCGCAUGUGGACUGAUCUCUUCGAAGCUUCUUUUAUGAAAUACUACGAUACGAUCCAUCGCUACGAAACGAAUCGCUUGAGAAACAUUGCCAGGUUUUUUGGACAUAUGCUCAGUUCAGAUGCCUUUGGAUGGCACGUCUUGUCUAUAAUCCAUCUAAAUGAAGAAGAGACAACUUCUAGCAGCCGUAUUUUUAUUAAAAUUUUAUUCCAGGACCUCGCUGAAGGCCUAGGAAUGCCGAAGCUCCAAGAACGAUUCAAGGAUGAGAUCCUCCGCCCAAGCUUUGAAGGUAUCUUCCCGCUGGAUAACCCUCGCAACACCAGAUUCUCUAUCAACUAUUUCACAAGCAUUGGAAUGGGUGCUCUUACCGAGGAAAUGCGCGAGCAUCUCAACAAUCUUCCUCGACCAGUGAUCCCAGCAUUGCCUGCCCCAAAUAACCAGUCAGAUUCGGAGUCCGUUAGUUCAUACUCAAGCUACUCGUCGUAUACCGCUUCUUCACGUCCCCGGUCAUACUCGCGGUCUCCUUCUCCACGACGUGAAGGCGACGUAUCUCGCGGACGACGUCGAUCUCGCUCCUCAGCAUCCCGAAGCCCAAGCUACAGUACAUCUCGCUCUCGUUCACCGCCAUCACGCCGUCGUGGUCGACCGUUGUCAUAUUCUCGAUCUCGGUCCCCCGUGAAUCGAAGAAGUCGAUCGGUUUCAUCCUCCAUGGCGCGCAGAAAUGCCCUCAGCAGAUCUCCUGCGCCCAAAAGAUCCCUGGCCCCGCGACGGGACGCCAGGCGCUCUCCGACUCGCUCCCCAGCUCCACCGCGCCGACGCGUUUCGAGCCACUCCCCUCCACCAGCGUCCAGGCGGCGCCCUAGCUUAUCAAGGUCGCGAUCUCCUUACCGUCGACGCAGCCCCGUUCGAAGAGACAGCUACUCGCGAUCUCCGUCUCGCCGACGGGGCUCAGACCGUAGGCCACGAUCAUCGCCCCGCCCAACGUCUGUGGCUCGUUAUAGUCGGGAUAGAAAGCACCGGGAUGCAAGAGCUAGGUCUAUAUCGCCCCCACGCUCACCAUCUCCGCCUUCGAGACCUCGACGCUCAACGAGGGCCUCCUAUUCAGCCUCUCGCUCACCUUCCCGCUCAAUGACCCCCCCACCACACUCUUACCGACACUCGAGUCCUGGCCGGCGACGACCUGCAUCUCGAUCUCGGUCUCGAUCUCCUUUACCAUCCCGUCCUGCUGCACGCGUUCGAGCUGCUGACUUCCUGUGA
Molecule: messenger RNA, 2721 nt
Organism: Ophidiomyces ophidiicola
Lineage: Eukaryota; Fungi; Ascomycota; Eurotiomycetes; Onygenales; Onygenaceae
Gene: CWC22
Product: pre-mRNA-splicing factor cwc22
Exons: 1
Coding region: 1-2721 (906 amino acids)
Biological process (GO): mRNA splicing, via spliceosome
Cellular component (GO): catalytic step 2 spliceosome
Molecular function (GO): protein binding; RNA binding
Source: RefSeq, a predicted model, not a curated record